UGUUACAAAAUUAGGCUUUUGAGGAAAUUAAAAAUUAGCCAACAUGCCGAAGAAAAAGACCGGCCAGAGAAAGAAGGCUGAAAAACAAAAGGAAAGACAGAGGGAUAUAAGAAAAUCACACAAUGAGCGUCCAAUAGUUGAACGGCCUUGCAACUUUUUAAUGGAAUGUGAGCAGUGUGGGAAAUCACAGAAGAAUCGAGCUUUCUGUUAUUUUUGUAACUCUUUACAAAGACUGCCUGUAUGUGGAGCAUGUGGGAAACAGAAGUGUAUGAUGAAGACAGGGGAUUGUGUGAUCAGACACCCAGGACAGUAUACUACAGGAAUGGCCAUGGUGGGUGCUAUAUGUGAUUUCUGCGAAGCGUGGAUCUGUCAUGGAAGGAAAUGUUUAACAACUCAUGCAUGUACCUGUCCAUUAAUGGAUGCAGUGUGUAAGGAAUGUCAGAGAAGUGUAGAAAAUCAAGGUGGCAGAUUUUUCAGAUGUUCAUUCUGUUGGAAUUUCCUGUGUGAAGAUGAUCAGUUUGAACAUCAGGCUAGUUGUCAACAACUUGAGUCUGACUCGUAUAAAUGUGGUUCCUGCAAUAAACUAGGUCAGUGGUCCUGUCUUAGGUGUAAGAUAUGUUUCUGUGAUGAUCAUGUUAAAAGGAAAGGAUUUAAAUAUGCUCGUGGAGCGGCAUAUCCUUGUCCUAAAUGUGGCCAUGAUACACGAGAGACCAAAGAAUUAGCUAUGACAGCUCGUACAUACGACUUUGGUAGAAAAGGUGUUAACGAGGGUGCGGCGAAGGGAUACACGUAUGACGAUGAUUAUCAGGAUGAAUAUUCCUACAACUUUGGACAAGAAGAAUACAAAUUUACGGGAUUUG
This is a messenger RNA of Ruditapes philippinarum (Manila clam), 860 nucleotides long. Its product is annotated as zinc finger protein 330 homolog. Lineage: Eukaryota; Metazoa; Mollusca; Bivalvia; Venerida; Veneridae. Gene Ontology annotation, cellular component: nucleus. The record is from RefSeq and is a predicted model, not a curated record. Gene Ontology annotation, molecular function: zinc ion binding.